CGAGAGCCAGCCCUCCGGGGUCGAGGACUUCGGGCGCAUGCGGCAACCUUGCCUUUGCUCUCGCGAGGUUUCGUCUUCCCGGAAGCGCUGGAGGACCGCGUCCCGGGAACGGCGCCGGGAUGUGUGGGGGCUGUGUGGAGAAGGAGUAUCCCAACCGGGGUAACAUCUGCCUGGAGAAUGGCUCUUUCUUGCUGAACUUUACAGGCUGUGCAGUGUGCAGUAAGCGGGAUUUUAUGCUGAUCACAAACAAAUCUUUGAAAGAGGAAGAUGGUGAAGAAAUAGUUACCUAUGAUCAUCUGUGUAAGAAUUGUCAUCACAUAAUAGCCAGGCAUGAGUACACAUUCAGUAUCAUGGAUGAAUUUCAGGAGUACACCAUGCUAUGUCUGUUAUGUGGCAAAGCUGAAGAUACUAUCAGUAUCCUCCCUGAUGACCCUCGACAAAUGACAUUGUUAUUCUAAGGAUCCUUCUGCAGUUCAGUUCUGUAGUAACUAUGUUGUGUUGGUUUACAAUACAGCAAGCCUGAUGGUUUGUCUUACUUAGUUCAUAAUGAAAAUUAUUUGCAUAUUUUUUCUGCUUAGACUUAACUAUUGUUUGUAAUUUGUAAAAAUUAAUUAAGGGGAUUAUAUUCUUCUGCUAAAGUUUCCAGUUCACAUCAGAAUGAAGCUAGAAUGAAGAAUCUGUUAGAAAUGAUGUGGCUAGAAAAUAAAACCAGAAUGGGAGCAUACCUAAAUCUCAGGUCUUGGUUCCAAUAAAAGGAACCAGGGGCUCCUUGGAGAAAUGAUAAAUUCAAGACUGGGGCAGUAAAUAUACAAGAUGAGCUUGAAACAUGUGCCACAAGGAAAGUGCAAAAACAAACACACAAAAACCUAUAAAACAUAAUUAUUGGGAGUGUGUCAAAGGGACAAAAGAGCCAACUGAAGGAGCUUCCAGUGACUGAAGUUAGAACAGUUUGAGCAACAAAAUAAAGUAGUAUUGAAUUAUAACCCAAAUACUAAAUAUCCAUUAAGUCCUUACUGAUAGGGGCACCUGGGUGGCUCAGUUGGUUGAGCAUCUGCCUUUGGCUCAGGUCGAGAUCCCAGGGUCCUGGGAUUGAGUCCCACAUCGGGCUUCCUGCAUGGAGCCUGCUUUUCCCUCUGCUUAUGUCUCUGCCUCUCUGUGUCUUUCAUGAAUAAAUAAAUAAAAUAUUAAAAAAAAAAGUCCUUACUGAUAUAAAUAAAUGACUGAAUACAUAAAUACAUAAGUUGGAAGAAUAGACAUCUCCCAUGCAGAAGAAUUUCGAAUUUUAAAUAAUAUAUGUAGAUACUCCCCGCUCCUUAAGGGUGGGUUAUUCACAUCAGCUUCCUUUCAAAGAAUGUUGUAGAGUAUGCAGAGGGAGAAAAGUAACUUUAUGAUAGAAAAACCUAACAUACACUAGCUCUACCAAAUGAUCAGCAUUAACAUCCUCGAUGAUAAUCCUAUCGAUAAUAGCUUGUACUGUUGAUACGAUAUGAUGGAAGGGCACUUUACCUUUGUGGUCUUCCUCUUCCAAACCCAUAACCCUAUCUAAUCAUGAGAAAAACAUCAGAGAAAUCCCAAUUGAGGGCCAGCCUACAAAAUAACUGACCAGUACUCCUCAAAAUUGUCAAGGCCAUAAAGAGAAGUCUGGGAAACUCUCAAGCCCAAGAUCAUAAAGAGGUGUGACAACUAAAUACAACGAAGUGUCCUGGGACAGAAAAAGGACAUUUGGUUGAAACUAGCAAAAUCUGAAUAAAGUGUGGACUUUAAUUAAUAUAAAUAAACAAUAAUUUCAUCUGCUGCAAAGAGAUCUUAGAAUAUUUCACCUUGUAUAGUUGAAAGAAUACUGGUUUGAGUGUUGUGAACCCUGGCAUGUAGGUCUUUCUACCUUUUGGUAGCAGUAUAACCAUUAAGCAAAGCGUAACUCUGGUCUUUAUUGUCCCAUUUCUGUUAGAUUGGGCUAAUAAAAAUUGAUAUUUUACUACUUCUGAUAUAUUGUUAGAAGAUCCAAGUGGAAUAAUGAAUGUAAAAUGAAUGCUUUGGGAAGCCUAUAACGUAUAAUAUGCGAUGAGAUGGCUUUGGUUCUUUCUGAGACCAAAACUUGAAGUGUCAGACAUUAGAGACAACAUUGUUACCUCUUCAUAUCUAAGAAAUUUGGAAAUUCUGAACUGAAGCUUUACUUGUAACGGAAAAAAAUGAGCAAAGUGUUCAUUGUUGAUACCAGGGAAGUUUUGUUAUAUAACAACAACAACAAUAAUAAUGCUGAGGUUUAUUAAGUACUUACUAUGUGCCAAAGCCUUUUUAAACACUUAUUCAUCCUCACAACUCCAUGAAAUAGGUACUGUUGUUAUCCAGUGUUAGAGCCAAAGAAACUAAAGCACAAAGAAGUUAAGGAACCUAAGGUCACACAAUGAGUAUAAUGACUCCAUCUCAACACUACUGUUUGGGGCACAUGAAGUCUAAGGGUCUGGUGAGGUUAGGAAGAAGCUGAGAAUGUCAGUGACAGCAUCUGAGGAAUCUAGGCCUGUCAGACCAAGAUUUGUUAUUCAGAAAAGUUAAGUCAUCUCCUUAGAGAUCAGUUGUGUUAUUCCUGGAAAAUGUUUUCCACUUUUCUGCAAAUCUAUAUCUGACCUGCUGAGGAAAUCAUUUGGUGAAAUGGAUCCAGAAAGCAGAGAAUGCUUCAUUACUUUAAAUAGCAGCAGUAAGCCCAUUAUAGCCUCUGAAUUGUCCCUUCUUGGAGUUUGCUAAUGUUUCCAACUUAGUCAUUUGGAGCUCAAGAGUACGAUUUUAUAAGCCCCGACUGAUAGACUCAUCUCUUAUAGACUGAAUAAAUUAUCUAUCUGUUUUGGACUAUAUAUUGUGAAAUUUAAAACAAGAUCCUCUCCACAUAUGUCAUUAUUAAACCAAAUUUGUGCUGUGUUGUGUGAUACUUUAUUUUCUGGAAUUCUUGGAUGGAUCUAAUCAAAUAAAGACCUCUUGAACCCA
Messenger RNA from Canis lupus familiaris (dog), 2979 nucleotides. RefSeq names its product churchill domain containing 1 (gene CHURC1). Gene Ontology annotation, molecular function: zinc ion binding. The record is from RefSeq and is a predicted model, not a curated record. Bases 120 to 458 code for a protein of 112 amino acids. Gene Ontology annotation, biological process: multicellular organism development; positive regulation of DNA-templated transcription; fibroblast growth factor receptor signaling pathway. The transcript has 4 exons. Lineage: Eukaryota; Metazoa; Chordata; Mammalia; Carnivora; Canidae.